GGUGCCCAAAUUGUCCCAUUCAGUUUCUUGAUAGGCCGAUAGUUGUUUGGGUAAUUGGUCAAAAUGGGGUUCAGCUGAAACGGGUCAUUUUUAGUGCUGGUUAAAAAUGGGUUGGGCUGAGUCGGUCUGUGCUGCAAACACUCUCUCCUUUUUCGUUUGACUGGCGGAUAUUUCAAUGCUCACAGAUCCUAACGGACCAAUGUACUACAAUGGAGUGUACCAUAUGUUUUAUCAGUACAAUCCAUCUGGCCCACUCUUUGCUGAACAUAUGUAUUGGGCACAUUCGGUAUCACAUGACUUGAUCAACUGGACCCCACUCGACCUCGCCAUUGCCCCAACCGAACCCUUUGACAUCAUCAGUUGCUGGUCUGGCUCAGCCACAAUCUUCCCCGGAAACAAACCGGUCAUUCUAUACACCGGAAUUGAAUCCGAAAACCGCCAAGUCCAAAACCUUAUUGAACAUCCGUAAUGAACUCUAGAGUGAAGAAUGUGUUGAAGGUGGGAUUUUUUGAUUAUCAAAAAGACUACUACAUGAUUGGGGAUUACAAUUUUGUGAACGAAAACUAUGUUCCUCAAAAUGACCUUCAAGGGGUGGAAACCGUCUCAUGUUCAAAUCCGGUCUUCUACAAGGAACAGGCUUGAUAAAACGACAAAUGGAGCAUUUGUCGACAUAGAUCCUCAACAAGAUGAAAUUUCACUUGGAACCUUAAUAGAUCACUCGAUCGUCGAGAGCUUUGGAGGAGGAAAGACGUGCAUCACAGCUAGGGUUUACCCAACAUUAGCCAUUAAAGACGAAGCCCAUUUGUUUGCAUUUAACAAUGGAACAGAAAGCGUGUUGAUCACCAAGCUGAGUGCUUGGAGUGUGAAGAAAGCUCAGAUUAACACCGAAAUCUUUAUUGAUUAGUCAGUUUUAUGUAAUACUCCUAUUAUACAAGAAAUCUACAGUUUAACUUUUGAUUUUUUAUGGGAAAAUUAAUGAAUUGACAUAGGUCACUGAAGAUGGGAAGCUAAGCACUACCUGGUUGUCAGUGGGCAAAUUCAGUGUGAUAUGGAACUUCCACCAGGUGAAUGACGGGUUUCAUGAAGCCUACAGAAAAUUAAGUGGGACUGGAGCUGCUACUGCUACACCUAAAGACGACUUAAUUGUUGACAGUCGUUUCAUGCACGAGAAAUUUGCAGUUAGUGAUCCAUCGGAAGCUCCUCACUACUAGAAAAUUUGAAAUUUCUUACACCAGUUUUCGUAGGAAAUACGUUACAAAACAGGCUUUCCCACACAUUUGUGACAAAUACAUGAUGUAGGAAAAUGCCUCGUAGGAAACCUGUUUCCAACGCAUUUCCUACGCAAUUUCCUACCCAUUUCCUACAAAAUCGCCGUGUCACAAACUGCUACAGAUCUCCUACAACAAUUCAUAGUUAUUUUUAAUAUAUUAUUUAUGAU
Helianthus annuus (common sunflower) is the source of this 1438-nucleotide messenger RNA. Its product is annotated as fructan 6-exohydrolase. The record is from RefSeq and is a predicted model, not a curated record. The coding region runs from base 566 to 904 and encodes 112 amino acids. Lineage: Eukaryota; Viridiplantae; Streptophyta; Magnoliopsida; Asterales; Asteraceae. The transcript has 4 exons.